AUGGCUGCUAACGGUGGCUGCAAGGGUGAAUCUAUUUUUCCAAAGCAUGUCAUCGUACUCAUAGCCGUAAUUAUGAGCUUUGGAGUCAUCUCUUGUUGUCUCGGCCAUGUCAGAGACGAUCAUGAUGAUCGUCUCGGGACGGAGAGGAGAAGCUGCAUCGAGAGUGAGAGGAGAGCUCUCCUUGCCAUUAGAUCUGAUAUGUACGACUCCAACGAAAGGUUCUCUUCUUGGAUCGGUGAAGAUUGUUGUCGUUGGAGAGGAGUGGCCUGCGACAACACCACCAACCAUGUCAUCAAGCUCGACCUCCGCUAUCCUCUCACAGACGAUUGGGAUGACGAGGAUGACAUUUGCUUCAUGCUGGAAGGGAUGGGUGCGAGCAAGGUAAAUCCUGCUUUGCAUGAUCUGAAGUAUCUGAAACAUCUGGAUUUGAGCAUGAAUAACUUUUUCGGCGCAAACGUGCCUCUCAUGAUUGCUUCAUUUAUGCACUUGGAAUAUCUUAACCUAUCCAAUGCUAUGUUUGAUGGACUAAUACCUCCUCAACUGGGGAACCUCUCCAACCUACACUACCUCGAUAUCAAAGGAUGUAGACUUAGUGAUCUACGAGCUGAUGACCUUGAUUGGCUUUCCCGAAUUUCUUCUCUAAAAUAUGUUGAUAUGAGUUUUGUCAACCUCUCUAAAGCAACUAAUUGGCUUCAUCAAGUUAAUUCAAUCCAUAGUCUUAAAGUAUUGCACUUGAAGUGGGCAAACCUCCCAUAUGUUCCAUCUCCUUCGUUCCCUUUUAAUCUGACUUCAAUUGUCAAGUUGGAUAUUUCUGGAUAUUUGAACUUGAAUACAACAAUUCUAAGAUGGCUCUCUCAUGCUAGCAGCCUUGUAUAUCUCGAUCUUGCUAGCUGCAAAGGUGUCGAUAUCGAGUCACUACAAAUCACUCUGGGAGCUCUGAGUAAUUUGAAAGAAUUUAAUUUGCAAUACAAUGGUAUCAAAGGAGAAAUUCUUGGAAUAGUAAUGAAUGUGAGCAAGAGCUUAAAGCAUUUGGAUUUGAGUGGAAAUUCAUUAAGUGGAGAUAUUACACAAAUCUUAUGGAGUCUUGGCUCCGUGGAGUACCUUGCAUUAGAUGGUAACGAGCUCAAUGGAGAUAUUUCAAAAAUGGUGAAAAUUUUCACAAGCAGCUUGAGAUAUUUAAGUUUGAGAUCCAAUCAUAUUGCUGGAGAAAUUCCACAAAUCAUGGAUAAUCUCACCAAUUUAGAAUACUUGGAUCUCUCUUACAACAGUAUAACCGGAGGAAUACCGAUGACUUUUGGUAAUAUCAUCAACUUAGAGAGAUUGAGAUUGUCGGGAAAUAAAAUUUCAGGACAGAUACCAGAAAGUAUUGGGAAUCUCCAAAAUAUACUAUAUCUAGAUUUAUCUGAAAAUUUUAUUGCUGGGCAGAUGCCAGAGACCUUCGACAGACUCUACAACUUGGAAUAUUUGAAUGUAUCAUAUAACAAUUUGAGUGGAAUUGUCCCUGUAAGUAUGGGUCAAUUAUCUACAUUAAGUGAAUUGGACCUCUCCUCAAAUUCACUGAAAGGCAACAUCACCGAAGCACAUUUUUUCAAACUCAUCAAUUUAACCUUAUUGGACAUUUCUUACAACUCCUUGAAUGUGAUCUUACCUAAUGAUUGGCUUCCACCUUUUAAUGCCUACAGUAUUUUUAUGGACUCAUGUCAUAUGGAGACCAAAUUUCCUGCUUGGAUUCAUACACAAACACGUUUGGAACAACUUUCUUUAUCUGGAGUUGGACUCUCAGUGCAUAUAGCAAAUCUUACUUCUCUUCAGGUUUUGGAUCUUUCUUCCAACAAUCUUUCUGGUAGCAUACCUUCAUCUCUGGGAAAUUGUAGGGCUAUGGUUGAGAUGCAACAUGAUACUACGUCAUUGCUUCAUCUUGACGCUGGUAGUUACUAUGUUGAGAGCAUAGUAAUAACGGUAAAAGGAUUUGACAUCCAAUACACCACAAUUCUCUCACUUGUAACAAGCAUAGACCUAUCAAAUAAUAAUCUUUCCGGCGAGAUCCCAAGAGAGCUAACAAACCUUCAUGGAUUGCUUUUCUUGAACUUAUCUAAGAAUCAUUUGAGAGGAACCAUUCCAGAAAAGAUUGGUUCCAUGGAACAACUGGAAUCACUGGAUUUGUCAAUGAACAAUCUCACCGGAGAUAUUCCUUCCAGCUUAUCAUCUCUCACCUUCCUAAGCCACUUGAAUCUCUCUCACAAUAACUUGUCAGGAAGAAUCCCAACAGCCGGUGGUCAAAUGUCGACCUUUCUUGGCGACCUGUCGAUCUAUGAUGGUAAUGAAUACCUUUGUGGUACGCCGCUGCCAGAGUGCCCUGGUGAUGAAGCUUAUCAAAGUCCACCUCAUGAACAGGAAGAGAAAAACGGUGACAGGCUUGAAACAGUGUGGGAAAUUAUCGGCAACGUCAUGGGUUUUGUGGUUGGUUUUUGGAGUUUUAUAGGCACAAUGAUCAUGAAACAGAGCAUAAGGACUGCUUUCUUCCGAUUAAUCGACGAGGCUUGCAAUUGGUGCUACGUGCAGUUGGCUGUCGGAUGUGCAACGUUAAAAGUCCAAACAGCAAAGAGUGACUUGAUCCAUCGGUGGCAAGAACUGAAGAGUUUACUGUGA
Messenger RNA from Musa acuminata AAA Group (dessert banana), 2649 nucleotides. Its product is annotated as receptor-like protein EIX2. The transcript is spliced from 2 exons. The record is from RefSeq and is a predicted model, not a curated record. Gene Ontology annotation, molecular function: protein binding. Bases 1 to 2649 code for a protein of 882 amino acids. Lineage: Eukaryota; Viridiplantae; Streptophyta; Magnoliopsida; Zingiberales; Musaceae.